Rhodotorula toruloides NP11 is the source of this 1557-nucleotide messenger RNA. RefSeq names its product mitochondrial chaperone bcs1. Lineage: Eukaryota; Fungi; Basidiomycota; Microbotryomycetes; Sporidiobolales; Sporidiobolaceae. Gene Ontology annotation, biological process: protein insertion into mitochondrial inner membrane from matrix; mitochondrial respiratory chain complex III assembly. The coding region runs from base 1 to 1557 and encodes 518 amino acids. The transcript has 6 exons. Gene Ontology annotation, cellular component: mitochondrial inner membrane. The record is from RefSeq and is a predicted model, not a curated record. Gene Ontology annotation, molecular function: ATP binding; ATP hydrolysis activity.
AUGCCGAUGCUCCUGCCACAGAAUGAUACAACGCCUAACGACCCUUCUGCGAUCGCCCCAUCGCCCUCGACUGCCCCCGACUCCGUGUCUCCCCCUCCUGGCGACUUGGCGGAACGAACGGUCGAAGCGGCGGGAGUGGACAAGCCGACGGGGCUGAGAGGGCUGGUACAGAGUGCGCUGGACUCUAACCCUUACUUCUCCGCCGGUUUCGGCUUGAUGGCCCUCGGCGUCGGCGCGCAAGUUCUGCGAAGAUCCGCCGUCCACGCCGCAACUCUCGCCCAGCGCCGCCUGCUCGUCUCGCUCGAGAUCUCGUCCAAAGACCCGUCCUACCUCUGGGUGCUUCAAUGGAUGUCAGCACAAUCAGCACGGCAGGCGCAGCUGGCGAAGAAGCCGAUGAGGGGGAUUGAGGGUCUCGCGAGCCGGAUACGAAGCCAUGAGCUUGCGGUUGAGACGAAAUACGAGCAGCGGAAGGACGGGAGCUCGACGGCCGAGUUCAGUCUUGUCCCCGGACCGGGCACGCAUUUCUUCCGAUACAAGGAUGCGUGGUUCCAGGUUAAGCGAGAACGCGCGACCAACAUGCUCGAUCUCAACUCUGGCACGCCAUGGGAGACGGUGCACCUCACGACCCUCUCUCGCGACCGCGACCUCUUCCCUCUCCUCCUCAGCGAAGCCCGGCAACUCGCACAACAAGCUCAAGUCGGCCGAACAGUCAUUUACACGGCGUGGGGCGCGGAAUGGCGGCCGUUUGGACGGCCACGGGAGAAGCGUUUGUUGGAAAGCGUUGUGCUGGACAAGGGUGUCAAGGAGCGGGUUGUUGACGAUGUCCGGGCGUUCAUGGGGCGUGGGAAGUGGUACUCGGAACGCGGCAUCCCCUACCGAAGAGGGUACCUCCUCUACGGGCCGCCCGGGUCCGGCAAAUCCUCCUUCAUCCAGGCUCUCGCCGGCUCGCUCGACUACAACAUCUGCGUCCUCAACCUGUCGGAACGAGGCCUGACGGACGACAAGCUUAAUCACCUGCUCGCGAAUGCGCCGGAGCGGAGCAUCAUGCUUCUCGAGGAUAUCGACGCGGCUUUCUCGCAGCGGCAGCAAAGCGGAGAGGCGGGCUUCAGCGCGAAUGUCACCUUCUCCGGCCUGCUCAACGCCCUCGACGGCGUCGCAUCCUCGACCUCCCAGCGCAUCCUCUUCCUCACGACCAAUCACAUUGAGAAGCUCGACCCGGCUCUCAUCCGACCAGGACGCGUCGACUUGAAGGAGAUCAUUGACGAUGCGACGCCAUACCAGGCUUCCGAGCUCUUCACCCGCUUCUACCACGACGAGGCGGAUCUCUCGCAAGACCAAUUCGUCGAGCUUCGCGACCGACUCGUCAAGGACGUCGAAGCUGCGCUUAAGGAGGGAUCGCGCGUCAGCAUGGCUGCGCUGCAGGGUCACUUCAUCCGGAACAGCGCGAAGGAAGCGGUGGACGGCUGGCCCGAACUCCGUCGGAUGGCAGAGAUGGAUGCGGCUCUGCGGGCGAACGCAGCGGGGCAGCCACAUGUGAGAUUCGCAUCGAGUCCUUGA